Messenger RNA from Arabidopsis lyrata subsp. lyrata, 1239 nucleotides. Its product is annotated as F-box protein At2g16365. The record is from RefSeq and is a predicted model, not a curated record. Lineage: Eukaryota; Viridiplantae; Streptophyta; Magnoliopsida; Brassicales; Brassicaceae. Gene Ontology annotation, biological process: regulation of photomorphogenesis.
GAAAAUCACAAAUUAUAGAAAUGACCACAACAAGAUGUGAUUACUCAUUGUUAUUUGCCUCCAUCGAUUCGUAUCCGUACAAAAAAAAAUGAUCCCUCUUUCUGAAAAAAUGAAUGCAAGUGCAAUUGACAGGGGUUAGGUGUAAUUUUGAGAGCCAAGAUUCGAAACUGUAUAGGAUUUGAGGCAGAUAUUAUAUAUACACUAUACGGUAUUCCACCAGUUGAAUGAUGAAAUUUGAAUGAAGUUUGAUACACAUGGACAUGGUCAUUGAGCAUAAAUGAACCAAGAACACUUGUUUUGUUCCUUCUGAUGAGUGACUGAGAUAUUUGAUUUAUGUCCCUACUCCCUAAUGAAGUCCAACUGCCUUUUCUUCUUCCAGGAUUUAGGUACAAAUGUCUGAACAUUUUAUGGGCUUAAGCAAGAUUAAGACAGAAAGUUGUGUUCAUGGUCAUGAAUCUGCCUGGUUGAGUCGUUGGACUCCUAGUAACAGAGAUGCCAAGGAGAUUAACUUACCAGAAGAUGGUCAACUAUUGAAAGAGUCGACUCUUCCAGAGUCCUGGUUGAGUCUAUUUCCUAAUCUUGAUUCAGCUGUUCAAAGUGUCGAUUUAAUACCUGACAUGAACAAAGAACCGCCUAUUGUUGCUGAAAGAGAAAAUUCGAUAGAUGGGGACAAAGAAGAAGCAAGCAGUCAAGCUACGCAAAGUAAGAACGUGGAACACUUUCUCAACACCAACUUGCUCAGAGAGUGCAAGCGUAUAUGGUCGGACUCUGAAACCAACAGUAGAUCACAUGUCAAACGUCUGAAGACAAACACAUCAGAUAUCAGCGGAAAUGAAACCAAGAGCAUGAUGGUUUUCGAAGAAGGACCAUCAUCGGGGAAGAAGGUGAACUACUUCUUCCACAGAAUAUUCGGAAUCAACAAACCCGGAUCCAGAAGAUAUCAAAAAUCCUCCACAUCACAAAUCAAGAAUCUGAAUAUGGGAGGAGGAGAAGACGUUAGCCCAUGGAUUCAGAGAUGGUGUAAGCAAAAAGCUGCAUAAACUCAUGAACCAAGAGGAGGGCAACAAGUUAACCCAAAGGGCACUGUGCUAGAGAAGCAGUUUCCAAGUAUUGCAGCAAUGGCAAUGAUGAGGAAGGCUCUGAGCGGUACAAACCCGACCGGCUGUAGAAAGACCAACUCCCUCUUCGUUUGGAAUGCUGAGGAUUUAAGGUGAACAAAUUCUGUCAUGCCAAUCUUGC